Molecule: messenger RNA, 1897 nt
Organism: Ricinus communis (castor bean)
Lineage: Eukaryota; Viridiplantae; Streptophyta; Magnoliopsida; Malpighiales; Euphorbiaceae
Product: pentatricopeptide repeat-containing protein At2g17670
Exons: 2
Coding region: 118-1494 (458 amino acids)
Molecular function (GO): protein binding
Source: RefSeq, a predicted model, not a curated record
AAUACGAUGCCGUUUAGAUCCUUCCUGCAUCCUCUUCAAAAUAACCACCAAAAAGAUAAACACUGUAAAACCCUACUUCAAACAAUCAAGAGCCAAAACCCCUAAACAGUUUGAAAAAUGGGAAAAGUCCCACCUUCAUUGCGUUCAGCAGUCUCAACAACAGCUCUAUUAAGAAAACCAAACCCAUUUCCUCCACCUGAAAAACCCCAUUACCUUUCCAAGAAAACCAAGCUCCAGCUUUCCCAGAAAAUUCCAACUCCAAUCCAACAAAAACGCCUCUUCAAGUCACCAGAACUCAAUGAAGCCAAAGAAAUCUUCAAUUCUCUCAUUUCCACUACACGGGUCCCCCUAGACCUGCGUUUUCACCACUCUUUUCUCCAGUCUUACUCUUCAAUCUCCACCAUUGAUGAUUCAAUCUCUCUUCUCCGCCACAUGAUCAAAACACUCCCCUCCUUCACCCCUACCAUCUCAACUUACCAUAUUUUACUCUCCCAGUCCUGCAAAGCACCUGAUCCUACCCUCUCCCCAGUUCAUCAAAUUCUUAAUCUAAUGGUUAAUAAUGGCUUUAUGCCAACGCAAGUUACUGUAGAUAUUGCAGUAAGAGCUCUUUGUUCUGCUGGUAAAGAAGACGAUGCUGUUAAAUUAGUAAAAGAACUGUCUUUAAAACACUCAAAGCCUGAUUCUUUUACUUAUAAUUUUCUUGUCAAGUGUUUGUGCAAGUGUAGAGCUUUAAGUAAUGUUUAUAGUUUUAUUGAUGAAAUGAGAAGUUCGUUUGAUUUAGAACCUAAUCUUGUUACUUAUACUAUAUUGAUUGACAAUGUUUGUAAUUCGAAGAAUCUUCGCGAAGCUAUGAGAUUACUGGGCAUUUUAAGAGAGUGUGGAUUUAAGCCUGAUUGUUUUGUUUAUAAUACGAUCAUGAAAGGUUAUUGUAUGUUGAGUAAAGGGAGUGAUGCAAUUCAGGUUUUUAAGAAAAUGAAAGAGGAAGGGAUUGAGCCUGAUCUUAUUACGUAUAAUACCUUGAUUUUUGGGUUGUCGAAAGGUGGGAGAGUCAGUGAAGCUAAAAGGUAUUUGAAAAUUAUGGUUGAAUCAGGUCAUUUUCCUGAUGCUGUCACUUAUACUUCAUUGAUGAAUGGGUUGUGUAGAAAAGGUGAUGCAUUGGGUGCAUUGGCGCUUCUAGAGGAUAUGGAAAUGAAAGGGUGUAGUCCGAAUUCAUGCACUUAUAAUACAUUGCUUUAUGGGUUGUGCAAGGAGAGAUUGUUGGAGAAAGGAAUCGAGUUGUAUAAUGUGAUAAAAGAAGGUGGUAUGCUGCUUGACACUGCUUCUUAUGCUACGUUUGUAAGGGCACUUUGUAGGGAGGGUAAGGUUGCAGAGGCUUAUGAGGUGUUUGAUUAUGCAGUGGAGAGUAAAAGCUUAACUAAUGCUGCUGCUUACACGACAUUGGAGAGUACACUGAAGUGGCUGAAGAAAGCCAGAGAGCAAGGCCUUUCUGUCUAACUGGUAAAUUGUUGGUUGGAGUUGUCAACACCCUUUGCUUGGCUUGACAUGUAGCAGUUCUGCAUAACAGAAUUAAACAUGCUAGCAAAAACUAUCUUCAGUGUAGGAUGGUGGAAGCUACCGACAAGCGACAUAUAGCAAUCCUUCUAGCUGCUAAUGGAUAUAAUGCUUGGCUUGGAGAGAGAGAUCUUUGACUCCUUAACGAAGACCUCAAUGUUUCUAAGGUAAAUUGGGAAGUUUACAAUUCUUCCUAUUAACUACAAUCAUUGGUGCAUCAGCAUUUUGAGGCAUCACAUUUUUUUACAUGUGUCAUGUAUUGUUGAUUAGCUUAUAUGCGAUCACACAUGUAUCAUCAAGUUAUGGUAGAAUUUGAUUUUCCUUGUAAUGCAAAACUCUGUUCUUU